AUGGCGGACUACGAUAGACGCCACUCCGGUGGCCAUCACAACCGCAAGAGGCGAUACAGAGAUGAUGAUGAACACUACGAUCGCCGCCAACAGCGCAGACGAACAGAUUCAGCACCUGUACCGGUUCGACUUCGCCGCCAGCUACUAAGUCUUGCUGAUUCGCCAUUACGACGAUGGUCCGAAGAAGUCACAUCUAUUGCGCGAAUGGUCACGGAAAAUUACGAAGACGAGAACCUGCGCAACACUUUUGUCAAUUUGGUCCUGCAGCUGGCUGUGGAGCAACCACUCAAGACGCCAUUUGUUGGUGCUGUCGUGGUGGUUGCUAACGCACUCAAGGCAGAGCUGUUGGGCGUGGUGGUUGCUCGUCUGGCAACGGAGCUGGAGCAGAAUAUUGCGCAAGGCAAUUGGAGAGAGGUGAAGCUGCUUUUGAAACUGUUGGCAUGCUUGCAGGGGUGUUUGGAAGGGAAUGGCAUCUUUCCGUUAUUGGAGGAGCUGUUCAUGAGGGCUGCCGACUUGCAGACGGCUAGCUCUGACGACGUUAUCGGGACUGAGAUUGUCAAGAUCAUUCUUCUUACUAUUCCGUAUGCGAUGGCGGCUGUGCCAGGACAAUUUACCCAACAAGCGGCCGAGCUUAUGGAAAAGACGGACAUUAUUGCAUCGGAACCUCAUGCACUUCAAGCCCUUGUCGAUCCUUUCCACCCCGAAGGAGAAGAUGAAAGUCCCGCUGCGGCAAUGAGCCUGUGCAUGCUCCUUCAGAAGCAAUUGCAGGCAGAGGCUGGAAGGGAUUGGGCGCUUCCCUCCAUCCCUCGACCUUGGCAGAUGCCGUUGGAAGAGGUGGAGACUCAGGACAAGCUUGCAAAUGCCACGAAGCAUGCACUCCCUACAAUCUCUGUCCCGUCGACAGCUAUUGCCGGACCACGUCUGCUCUUCCCUGAGGUGUACUACUCAGUGUACGGUGACCAAGAGGUUGAGUCGGUACCGCCUCCGGACAACAUCGCCGCAUCACUGAUACGCGAUGCGCUGGCUGAUACCAUCAAUAUUCUCGACUUUAACAGAAAUGCCACGGCUCGAUUCUUGAUGGACCUUGACUGCUAUUUCGCGGAUGGGACGUUUGUCAAACGGGCCACCCCAUUUGAUGAGCUGCGGAACCAACCUGAUGGCCGGUCGACGUGGAAGCCCGAAGAUGUUGCCGUAGAUGCCGUUUUCUCACAGCUCUUUCAGCUCCCCAAACCCGAACACAAAGUUGUCUACUACCAUGCCGUCCUGACUGAAGCUUGCAAGCUUGCCCCCGCGGCAAUCGCCCCCAGCCUCGGCCGAGCUAUUAGAUUCUUGUACCGGAACACACCCAGAACGGACUUGGAGCUUAGCUACCGCUUUAUCAACUGGUUCUCACACCACUUGAGUAACUUUGGCUUUACAUGGAAAUGGACAGAAUGGUCCGAGGAUACUGAUCUGCCGGACCUGCACCCCUGCAAAUGGUUCCUCCUCGGAGCCUUGGACAAGGAGAUUCGUCUCAGUUUUGCACAGAGAAUUCAAAAGACGCUUCCUGAGCCAUACCAACCACUCAUUGGGCCCGAUAAAGAAAAAGAUGUUCCUGACUUUAAAUUCAGUAACCCUGACACCCCCUUCUCCAAGGAAGGCCAAGAAAUAGGAGCGCUUCUCCGUCGCAAAGCACCAGACGAAGACUUCCAACCAACAAUCGACAGCAUCCAAGCACAAGCAGCUGAACACGCUCUCGACCCCAUCAUCGCCAGCACAGACGUCUUCAUGACAGCCGUAUGCUGGGUCGGUUCCAAAUCCCUCAGCCACGUCCUCGCGUGCAUCGACCGCACAAAGGGCCGCCUCAUAGACGUCGGAACGGCUCAUCCUGCCGCACGCUCCCAAAUCAUCUCCUCUGUCAUGAACUACUGGGCCGCUCACCCGGGCGUAGCAAUCACCAUUAUCGAAAAACUCCUCAAUUACUCUAUCCUCACACCCUUUUCCAUCGUGGACUGGACCCUCGUCGCUAGUACCCCUUCAAAUGGGACGCAGGGCGGCGAGGCACUUGGCCAUUCACACAUUUUCGAACUUGUCUCCAACACGGUAGCCAAGGUGAGCGGGCGUGUUCGCCAACUUCUCACGUCACCCGAGGCGGAUGACGAAACGCGCCAAAAGGAGGUUUCUUCCAUGAGGGACUUGUUCCGCGCUAUUAACGAUGCGUUGGCAAGUUGGGCGGCUGGAAGUAAGGAUCAGUUGAUGGAGGAUGGGGACGGCUCCUCAGCGAGAGAGGCCAUGAUUCGGAGAUGGGGACAGCGCUGGCUACGCGUUUUCAAUAGGCUGGCCGCCAUUGAAGAGACGUUUGUGACGGAGGCCAAGAACGGGAGGUGGAAUCAAAAGGAAACUACGGACGGGGUACAGCCCUCAGAUGUCCAGGCGUAA
This is a messenger RNA of Pochonia chlamydosporia 170, 2418 nucleotides long. RefSeq names its product cap binding protein. The record is from RefSeq and is a predicted model, not a curated record. Gene Ontology annotation, cellular component: nuclear cap binding complex; nucleus. Bases 1 to 2418 code for a protein of 805 amino acids. NCBI's taxonomy places the organism in Eukaryota, Fungi, Ascomycota, Sordariomycetes, Hypocreales, Clavicipitaceae. The transcript has 4 exons. Gene Ontology annotation, molecular function: RNA cap binding; mRNA binding. Gene Ontology annotation, biological process: nuclear-transcribed mRNA catabolic process, nonsense-mediated decay; mRNA export from nucleus.